CAACAUGGCCGCUUCCUGUUGUCAGAAUUUGUAACUUUCUGCACGUGUUUUGCUCCAAAUUUCGCAUUUUCUCCAGACAAGGACAACUCUUCUUCAGGAAAAUCAUGCUGACUCCAAGAUUUGAUAUCUCUCAAGACCAGAACAACCUUAAGAUCGUGAUCAAAGCUCCGUGUGCUCGGGUUUCCGACACGGAACUUUACAUCGAAGACACCGAGUUCAAGUUUUACUCCAAACCUUACUACCUGAGAUUGAACCUCCCCGGCAAAGUGGUCGAAAACGGGCGUGAAAAGGCCACGUACGAUGCAGAAACCGGCACGUUUACUGUACUUGUGCCCAAGGAGUGUCCAGGAGAACACUUUGAAGGACUGGAUUUACUCACAAAGUUGCUGGCACCUAAAGGAAUGAGAUCGGCAUCUGGAGCAGGUGUGGAGGUUUUAGGAACAGGUACAGAUGAUGCAGAAGAGGAAGAGGAGGAGGAGAUUGACUGGCAGGUGGAACAGGUACCAUGGUGGGAGAACCAAACACAGUCUGAGAUGCAGCCUGGGAUGAAAUAUGGGUUUGCCAACAGAAGAAGUGGAGUCUUCAGUAAGCUACAGGAGGAGUUACAGGAUGUGGUAGAUGUGAGAGAACCAGACAGACUGACACAUGCAGAGUGUCACGAGGCACGGAUGGCAGCAGAGCUGGAACAGUUCGACCCUGAUCACUACCUUGCUGACCUGUAUGAGGAUGACGCCAUCCAAGAACUGCUGAGAUACCAGCCACCUUGGGUGCAGGAACUCUACAAACUUAAGACAUGUUCAAAAGUAUCAGGUUCUGACAGCAGUACAAACCAGCCUGAGGAAGAGGUCUUGGUUUUCAGUGAAGAAGAGAAGGAACAGCUGCUAAGACUGCCCAAGAGGGAGUACCUGCUGGAUGGCAAGACAUUGCCUGUUGUGUGUUUCAGUCUGGUGGACAUUUUGUUUGCCUAUGCCUAUAACUACAGGACCACAGAAGGGGAGGACAAUGUGGAAUCUUCCUGGACAAUCUGCAAACUCAGUGCAACACUCUCCUGGCUUGAGAGCUUCUCCAGCCUGCAUGAGUCCGUCCUGUCCUCAUGCCGUCGUUCCCUCAGCUUCCCUCUGUACCGUAGCUGGGACCUGACCAUGGCCGUGUUACAGGACACAAAGGACAUCAUUGCUGCAGGUAGAAGGCGUGUCCUGCGGUGCCUGCUGCACAUCCACAGGCUGCUGUCUGCCGAUGAGAACAAGUACAUCCUGAAUGACCUGUACAUCACAGACUACUGUGUGUGGGUGCAGGCUGCUGGUGACAAGGUCUUCUCUUCCAUGGCUCAAGCUUUGUCUGAUAUCCACUUGUCUAAAGCCGACAUGAAGCUGGAGCUGGAGGAACUGGAGCAUGCAGCCAGACUGGUGCAGGAGGAAGAGGACACACAGGUCAUUGACACCAUGGCAAACCUCAGUCUACAAGAGUCAGAAGCACAGGACAGGUGUGAGACAACAGGUCUGGAGGCACCUGUAGCUGAGAUGGUUCAAAUAUCUCUGACUAGCAAGGUGGACAACAGUACUGAGAAAGUUUCAUCAAGUAAGGAGAUACUUGAUCAGGAAAAUCUUUCGUCACAGACUGAAGAUGAUUCUGAUGACACUGACACCAGCAGUGAAUCUGAUUCCUCCUCAGAGACUGACAGUGAUGUUGAUGAAGAGGUAACAAAAGGUGACAAGGCGUCCGCUCAGAGACCUCAAGUCCUAGCAACGUCUGAAACCCCACCUGACAAGGAAUUGAAGUCUGAUCAUGGUUGUGGAACUGUAGAUGCAUCUUCAUCAUGCAAGAAUGGGAAGGAAGACAAAGAUCAAGAACACUUGUGGUUAGAAGUCCCAGAUGUGAAUAACAGGUACAGGAUAGUGGAGGAGGAAAGAUGCAGUGAUACAACUGACAGGAGCCUCCUGUUUAGUCAAGAGACAUCAAGUAAAAAGCAGCUUAUUACAGAACUUCAGAAAACUUAGUGCAGUUGAAUUUGGAAGCAUGUAGAUGUUAGGUACUAGUAUAUUUACUAUG
Branchiostoma belcheri (Belcher's lancelet) is the source of this 2049-nucleotide messenger RNA. Its product is annotated as protein SHQ1 homolog. The transcript is spliced from 7 exons. Bases 105 to 1997 code for a protein of 630 amino acids. Lineage: Eukaryota; Metazoa; Chordata; Leptocardii; Amphioxiformes; Branchiostomatidae. Gene Ontology annotation, biological process: box H/ACA snoRNP assembly. Gene Ontology annotation, cellular component: nucleoplasm; cytoplasm. The record is from RefSeq and is a predicted model, not a curated record.